Molecule: messenger RNA, 2319 nt
Organism: Camponotus floridanus (Florida carpenter ant)
Lineage: Eukaryota; Metazoa; Arthropoda; Insecta; Hymenoptera; Formicidae
Product: protein amalgam
Exons: 10
Coding region: 277-1764 (495 amino acids)
Cellular component (GO): neuron projection
Molecular function (GO): protein binding
Source: RefSeq, a predicted model, not a curated record
CCGCGCGCGUUCCUUCGCUCAGUUUAUAUUCGAUAUCCAGUGGGAUCAAGCGGGGAUUCCGUCUAACGACGACGAUUCGAUUCCCGCGAUUCGAAUCGGACGCUUUCUUUCACGAGAUCUACGCGAUAACAAAGAAUCGGAGGCGGCGGCGAACAAGUUAAUUCUCGGAACGGACAGAGAGAGAGAGGAAGUAGUGCGCAUUGUGACGUUGGUUUAUCAAGUGGGUUAUAAAAAGAAAUUCUGAAAAGAGAGACGCACAGGUGUCGACGUGGGAAGAUGUUGCCGCCGCGAAUACUCGGUCUGUUGGUGAUCCUCUUCGCUGUACAAGCUUUGUGCAAAUCUACUAAGAGUACAGAAGAAGAUGUGAAUUAUGAGGAGGAUACACCUGUUGAAGAGGACGAUGAGGAUCAAGGGGAAGAUGACAAUAACGACACUGCGGAACCGCAAAUCUUAUCGCAGGGACAGAGUAUUCGCGUACAAGCCGGAAGUACCGUUAUACUACCCUGUCAGAUGAUUCACAUAGAAAAUUAUGCGUUCACGUGGUCGAAGGAUGACAAGAUACUAUACUUCGAGACACUGUCGCAUAUAAAAGAGUCAAACAGGAUCGUACUAUUACCGAACAAUAGCUUGGCGAUCUACAACGCGACAGUUAGCGACUCUUCCGAUGAUUACAAGUGCAAUAUCCUCCGGCAACCCGAAAGCAUACAUUUAACUCACCGUUUGCGGGUCGAUCCCGAAAGGACGCAUCAACAAUCUGCAACCUCACCACCUCCGCAACAUUCACAUAAAGGAAUCAUACGUGUGAUACCUCCUUCGCGACUAAUCAACGCGAAACAGGGCGACACUAUCCAAUUCGGUUGUGAAACAGAUACGCAGCCACCACUUGAAAUUAAAUGGUUUUUUAUGAGCAAGAAAGUGAAUGGCGACGACCCCAACGUGAUUUUGAAAGACAAUUACAUCACGAUAAAAAAAGUAAACAGCUCUCAUAGUGCUCUGUUUCAAUGUCUCGCGGAGGAUGGUUCAAAAACGCCGGCAAUGGAAGCGAUCAAUGUCAUAGUACAAUAUAUACCCGAGAUAGAGGUGAAAAAAAAUAAAGUUCACACCGGCGAAAGUAUCGAAUCGGAAAUGCAGUGCAUUGUGAGCGCCUAUCCUGAGGCUAUAAUAAAGUGGUAUAAAGAUGGUAAGGAAAUUACGCAUAAGAAGGGGUCGGUAGUAAUGCAUCAUAGCACUACGAAAGGCAACAAGACUAGACAUAUUUUGAAAAUUUUGCACACUUCGAAGAAGGACUUUGGCGAGUACAAAUGUCGCGCACAGAAUCUUAUUGGUGAAGAUACAAAAUCUAUCGUUUUGACAGGUGUACCCUCGCAAGCGAAAGUUGUUAGCGCCGAAGUACUCGAUGAUAAUAAUGCCAUUAUUUUAAAAUGGCAUCUGGAGAGUUAUUCACCGAUCAAAGAAUACAAGCUGCAAUACCGCCGCAACGGCGAGGAGACAUGGAACUUUGUUGAGCCCGAAGUCAAAGAAGGUAAUGGAAAUCAAUUUAUCGUGGAGCAUCCGAUCAAAGACCUUCAGCCUGGAUCUUAUGAGGCAAUCCUUAUGGCUAGAAACGUAUUCGGGUGGUCUAUGCCAUCAGAACCGCAUUCGUUUACUGGUGAUUAUCCGUCUGAGAUGGCACAAAAAGAGGGGGGAAACUCGGCAGCUAUCCAAACUUCCAGAGUUCUAACGUUGAUCCUAGUCGUUUUAUCUUGUGCCUUCACAAGCCUGUAAUUCUUUACUUAAUUUUUUAAACUAUGUAGGUAAUUUGCUACAGCCAAAGCAAACACCAGCAGACGCCAUGGUGGAUUUAUUAGCGUAGGAACACUAAAGGGUGAGGGGGGACUCGACGCACGUAGAAGUUUCAUUGAAAUCUUAUUUAGUGCUUUUAACGUGCAUCUUAUUAUACUAUGCUAUCAUAAGUAAACAUUUUUUUUAAUAGGCAUUAUCGCGAUUCAUUAAUGUACAUACAAUUGUUACGUAUGUAAUUGAAAUUUUUGCAUAUAACUCUCCAGGUAUUCUACUAAGAUGCGUUGUAAAGAAAAAAUAAGCAUUUUAAUUGUACUCCAUAAAAUUACGAAUAAUUAUUAAGGAUGUAUUGUACUACAAAAUUUUAUAUGUAUGAUGUGUGUGUGUAUAUAUAUGUACAUAUUAAUUAUAUAAAUCAUUAUAACAACAUAUUAGAAUUAAAAGCUAGCAAAUUAUAGAAAACAUUAUAGAAUGUCACUUUCUCUCUGUUUCUCUUUUUCUCAUAUUCGCUCCAAUUACUCUUUAUUCAUAUAUGUAUAU